GCUUGCUAUUCUCCUGCAAGGACAACAGGCCCCAAAAUAUCUCAGCAAUGCCAGGAUGCUCACAUGCCGUUGGACAGUAAGAAUAGCCACAAUGGGGCUCACGUCUCCUGUCUUCUGUUGUCUGAGAGCAGUUGUUACUAGAAGAGAGGGGAGACAAAGAAGCAGAGAGCUAAGACGGGAGCAGUUUUUCGGAGGGAGGGGGUGUUCUCCUGAACUGGGGGUUCAGUCCUGGGUACACCUUACGGAAAAAAAGGGCGGCGGUACGACAGGGCUCGGAGUCCGUGGUUUUCGUUCCCAGAGGUCUUUGUGUCACCUGACUUAUCACCUGCUCCCGUAAGCCUGCCGCCUCUUCUCGCUCGACCCAGGCGGCCACCGUCCCGGUAACCUAAGAGCUUAGCCCGCGGCGCGGCUACCGCUGUCCUGGAGGUCUGCGCCUGCAGCAUGGGGAGACAGAGCACCGCUGAGGUCCUCUUCCUCGCUCUGAACCACAACAUCACCAUUGUGGGGAAGAUCUGGCUGGUGCUGAUGGUCCUGCUGAGGGUCCUGGUGCUCCUGCUGGCGGGGUACCCCCUGUACCAGGACGAGCAGGAGCGCUUCGUCUGCAACACCAUCCAGCCGGGCUGCGCCAACGUGUGCUACGACGUCUUCUCCCCGCUCUCCCUCUUCAGGUUCUGGCUGGUGCAGCUCACCACGCUCUGCCUGCCCUACCUGGUGUUCGUGGUCCACGUCGUCCACAAAGUGUCCCGGGGCCUCGCCGCGGAGGGCCGCGCCCCCGGCAGGGCCAAAGCCGCGCCCCCGUACAAGGCCCGGCAGGAGCCUGGCGGGAAGGCCGCCUCUCCGAGCGGGACGGAGAGGGACGGGGCCCGCAGCUUCACGGCCGCCUACGUGGUCCACCUGCUGCUGCGCAUGGUGCUGGAGGCCGGCUUCGGCGUGGCGCACUACUACCUGUUCGGCUUCCACAUCCCCAAGCAGUUCCUGUGCCAGCAGGCGCCCUGCACCACCACCGUGGACUGCUACAUCUCCCGGCCCACGGAGAAGACGGUCAUGCUCAACUUCAUGCUGGCGGUGAGCGCCCUGUCCUUCCUGCUCAACUUCGCCGACCUCGUCUGCGCCAUCGAGUGGUCGGUCCAGCAGAGGAGCGGGAGCAAGACGGUGGUGGAGAAGCCGUACGAGGAGGAGCAGUACUACCUCUCGCCCCCGAGCGGGAGGAGCGUGGGGGCGGAGCUCCCGCUCCCGCUCGCCCGCGACCUCGUGACCUCCGCCGCCUUCCGCAAGAGGGCGGCCAGCAAGUCCAGCACCGACGAGGCGGCGUCCGUCCACCUGGAGGCGCCCGGCCGCCAGACCGCCGCCUGCGACGGUUUCCCGCCUCCACCGCCGCCGCUGCCGCUGCCAGGCAACGGCGCCAACGCCAACGGCAACAACGUGUACGUGCAGGCCCAGGAGGAUGCGCCCGAACGCGAGGGCAGCGACGCCCCGCUCUGCCCGACCGACGCCAGGGGGACGCCGCGGUCCAUCCGCGUCUGCAAGCACAGCCGCCUGAAGCCGCCCCCGCCCCCCCGGCGGGACAAGGCCGCGGCCCCGCCCACCCCGGAGCUGUGCGGUCGGAGGGUGGGCCAGUACACUCUGGUGGAGCUGGCCUCAGAGCUGCAGUCCAACAGCAGCGACAUGCAGGAGAAGAGGUCUGAGUGGGUGUGAGCAGCACUGCUGGCUCAGUACUAUGCAGAGUUUCAGUACUGAACAGGGGGUUGUUGAAACAUGUGCAUUGAGCCAGAACCUGCAGUGCUGAGGCUGGAGUAAUACGGAAGUAUGCGCCGUGAGGUGAAUUCCCCUCUGAGGCAGUGUCCUGUACUGUACGUCCCGGAAAAUGGCUACCUGGAGUGACAGACGGCUGUCCUGACCUUCGCCAUAGCAACUGUUAUGAGCCUCAGCUGUUCUCUGAGUCAUAAGCCCGGGUCAGCUCUGUCACCGGGUCAGCAAACAAGGUCGGGCCCCUUGUUGCCCAGACACCAGGCCCCAUACCGGUUCUGUGGACCCGGGCCCUGGGGCGAGGGCCAGCACACGGAACCCUGUGAACCUGGGCUGAGCCUCGCGUGAAGCAGGCGUCCUGGGUGAGGGACGGCUUGUUCCACAGCCUUAGCGCCCCGCAGAACUGAGCAGAGCCCUUUGCCAUCAAGGACAGGCCAUCUCCUGGUGGACACCAGCUCCCUAAGCAAUUACUGCCAGAGCAUGCUCAGUAUUUAUGGAGCUGGCUUGUCACACUAUUUUAAGGACCCAGGGGGAUUAAGGAGUGUGCUUUAGACAUAUAUGACAACGAAAAUAGAGCGCAACCGUUCAGCUGUAAGGGGAGACUGCCUCGAUAUCUGCCCUUCAAGCUGUGGGAUGCCAGACAUCGUGGUAUUCAUUUCGCCUCUGCCAAAUUACCUUUCUGAAUGCCCUACAAUUUUGUUUUUUAUUUGAGUCAAAGUUGUGUCAGUCAGAAGAAACAGCAAUGAAUAUUUUAUGAAUAUUGUACUAGUAUGAAUGUUUCAAGAAGAUGUUUUACUUGCGCUUAAUCAUUUUAAUUUCUUAAUUUUCAAAAAUGGCAAGGUUUUAAAUGAUGAGAAAUUGCAGUUGUUAUUGUGGGGAAGGACUUUUGUGCAAUUGGCUGAAGUUGUAUCAUCAGCAAAUUGUAUUAUUACUGUGUAUCAAUGUGUAUUCCAUUACUUUUCAACAGCAGAAACAUGAUUACCAUCAUCUGCUGAGAUUACAGGGGCUAUAUUCAUGAUAAUGUCAGGUCUCUAAAAACACUGAAGCAUUAUCUUCGUUAACAUACUAGUUGUUUUCUAGAAGAUUUCAGAUGCUGCAGCCAAAGUACUGUUUCUCUUCACUGUCUUCAGUUUAUUGUCAGUUCAGACCGGUGGAAACAGAAUUUUUGAUAUCAGAUAUACAGUACAGACCAAAAGUAUUGGGCCACCAGUGAUUUUCUUUUAAAAAACCUUAGGUACAGAAGAAUUCAGUUGAUAUAUGUGCAUGUAUUGAAUAACAAAAAGUAUAAACAUUUUUUCUAUUUCUACCUACAAUAACAGUUUGACUGAAAAAUAAUCUGAUGCUUCCUUUGGCUUUAAUUUCAAUUAAACAAAUUAUUGGAAGUCUAUCCAAUCGUUUUGCAAAUGGAUAAUGGGAGGUCCGACAAUGGGUAAUUAAACUGAAAUCUUAUCUACAUUACCACAGGUAGCCUAAUACCAUUGGCCUGCAGUGUGAGUAAAAUAGGCACUAAAGCUGCAAGAAAUAUGACAAAGAAGAAGGCCUUAGCCAAGUAAAUAUGUUGUGGCAAGGUAAUUCCCUGUGAGAUAUUGCAAAAAAGCUCAAGAUGUCCAGGUGCAGUGUUCAGUAUACAUUCAGAAAAAUCCAACUGAUGAGCAAUAAUAUAAACAGGAGAAGACCAAGAAGAUCAAGUAACAGUAGAUAAAUAUCUUGUGGUGUCUAACAAAAGAAACCAUUGUAAAAUUGCUCCACAACUACAGGAAGAACUCAAUGCAGCUAAAGAGAAACCAGUUGCCCUAACUACAGUGAAACAGCAACAAUGAUGGUUCUUGGCCAACUGCAGACUUUUUUUGUUAACAGCACAUAGCAAGGGCUUUUUUGCAGAUAAACAUCCUUUUAGACCAGAAGAUUAUAGUUACAGUUUGACUUUUUUUUUUUUUAACUCCAGAUGUCCUAAUACUUUUGGCCGGUACUGUAUAUUAUGUGAAGGAAAAUGCUUUGUUCAUUGAAUUCUUUUAAAAUGGUGGUUGUCUUAAAUAGCAAUUUAUACAGGAGCCAGGCUGCCUUGAUAACACUUGUUUCAAUCUUGCAAGACCUUUCUGGGUUCAAAUGUUUUCUAGUUUAUUUUGGAAUUAUUAUGGUAUGAUAACCUAUUUUAUAAUUUUUCUUUUUUUAAUCUCUAGUAUAUAAUGCAUAUUCACUAAAUAAGACCGCAAGCUAUUGCUCAUAAAACAGAUACGUGAUUGUUUAUGUUUCUGUGAUGUACCUAUAUUUAAUUUCUUUGUUGCAUUUUUAAUAUUUUUUGAGAAAGGCAUUGCAAUUUAUAUGGUGUACUUUGUGAAAAUCCAACAAUAAUAUAAAGUUAGACAAUUAUAAUAAUAUAAGGCAUAAUGCUGUUUUAAUAAAAUAAUAAUAAUGCCGUGAAAAUAUAGAUUCCCAUGCCAUCUUAUCUGAGGCAGUACACAAUAGUCAUCCAAUGAUAUAAAACAUCUUCAACAAUUAAAAAACAACAACAACAAAAUUUAAAUCAGUCUCAUCCUCAACUGUUCAAUAGCACAAUCACUCAAUUAAGCAAUGCUGUCCAAAGUGUUUCUGUUUUAUGUCUAUGAGCCCAUAACUUUCUUUUUGCAGGUACUAAUAUAAGUUUUGUGUUCAUAGCUUUUAAUGUUAGUAAAAUGCAAGACAAUACAUUUAACAGUUAAGUUUCCUUUUUUAUAUACACAUAGAUAAGGUCUGUUUUUUAUAGUUCUCAGUUUCUGAGUGCAAUAUGUUUUACCAAUUGUGAAAAAUAGCAAAACUAACUAAAUAACUAAAAAGAUACACUCCCCUCUAGUGGCACAAUUGUGUAAAGGAGCAUUUAGGGCAGAAUGAUUGGUAACCUUCCUGUGACUCAGGGUUGUUAACAGCCUAUCAACAGCACUUUGAUCACAAUAAGAUACCAGUAUUUUAUCCACAUUAUUUGUCAAAAUUGUAUUCAAUAUCACUUUCCCCCAAGAUUGGACUAAACAUGACUAAAGCAGAAAACACAAUUUAUGGUACACUUCAUAAAAUGAAUCUUACAGCUCUGAAGCACUCUUAUAAAACCAUAAACAAAUGACAUUGUUCAAAUUACAUCACACUUUAUGUGUCCUUAUGGCAAGUAUACUGUAACAAUAAGCAUAUUAUUGUCUGUUAAUAGAUGAAGCAGCUAUCCCUCAACCAACAGGCAGCCCAAUCACUGUUUAAGACUGUUCCUUUUCCUCUUCUGUUAGGGACCCUCCACUCUUCUCCCCACUGAUCUCAGAUCAGCUGUCAUGAAAGGAGAACUUUACAGGGCACAGUGGAACACCGAGGAGAGGAGUGCCUUCCCACGCCACACAGUGCAGAGCACACGGUGCCCCCUGGUGUCACAAAGCCUGAAGUGCAGUGGCAGUGGCUGGGAAACAGCUCAGUCAGGAGAUAAAAAGUGAAGGCUUCCUCAAAAGGAAACAUGAUUCUUUUGUCUGUAUCAGUGAGUCACCCACAGACAGACAGAACGCAGUGUUCCUUGUGCACGGGGGGAGGGGGGGUUGGGGGAGGGAUGUGGUAUAGCAUGGGAACCCUGAAAAGAGGCAGUACACCAUUCAGCCCUUGUCCACGGCAGGUUCAUUGUUGCCGAGCAGUCGGAGGCCCGUCAUUUGUAUUGACAUUUAUUCAAAGGAAAUUCUAUUGGCCUGGAAAUCAGUCAGAUUGCUAUUGUUCUGGCAGGCCAACUGGUUUUGCACCACCCCACUGGUUCCUAAUAACCCAUUUGCUUGACAAAGCAGUUUACAGGGAUGGCAAUUAGUUUUGAUUUGACCAACAACACCAACGCUGCCUACCACCAGCAGCAGCAUCCCCCAACUCACCUCCCCCAACUCACCACCCACCCAAGAGGUGUAGGGUCCCACCACAAAACAGCUAAGAACUUUACCAGCCUGCAAGGUUUGUGCAGGGUAGACAGUGUUUUAACUACGUCUCACCCAUACAUUCUGGUGUGUGGAUAAAGGGACUAUGCAUGAUAGGCAGGGACAGGUUUCAAACUUUUAUGCCUUAAGUGAUAGCUUUAUAUUGCAAUACAUUUUUACAUUUUACUUCUGUUUAUUUUCUCACAUCCCUAUUUGAUUGACUUGAAAAUAAUGUAAAACAGUUUCCUCUGCAAUGAAAAGCAUAUCCCUAAGUAUUAAAAUAGACCACUGAAGUUUUGCAACUGAUGAUAUCCUUGAUUUCUGUGGCCUCGAUCAACCUUUUACAACAUUAACACCCAAAGUCUAUAUCUAGAGAUGUACUACAGUCAGAACACUGGUCAUGUUCAUGAAAUUCAGUUUGCUCUCCAUUAUAGUGUAAAUUAAAAAUAAUGCAUGAAUAAUAAUGUUCCAGCAAUGCUAGCUUCUGAAAGAAUUUCAUAGCUUCUCUUCAGAAACAUGCACACACACACGCAUGCACACACACAAAAAAACAAAUUAACAUAAAAUCAGAAAAUCAUGACAAUUUGUGCUCUGUUCUGGAUAUCGACCAUUACAACCAAUGAUAAA
Anguilla rostrata (American eel) is the source of this 6275-nucleotide messenger RNA. It is a transcript of the gene gjd4, whose product is annotated as gap junction protein delta 4. Gene Ontology annotation, molecular function: gap junction channel activity. NCBI's taxonomy places the organism in Eukaryota, Metazoa, Chordata, Actinopteri, Anguilliformes, Anguillidae. Gene Ontology annotation, cellular component: connexin complex. Gene Ontology annotation, biological process: cell-cell signaling. The transcript has 2 exons. The coding region runs from base 442 to 1695 and encodes 417 amino acids. The record is from RefSeq and is a predicted model, not a curated record.